Molecule: messenger RNA, 1389 nt
Organism: Aspergillus nomiae NRRL 13137
Lineage: Eukaryota; Fungi; Ascomycota; Eurotiomycetes; Eurotiales; Aspergillaceae
Product: putative eukaryotic translation initiation factor 3 subunit EifCl
Exons: 3
Coding region: 1-1389 (462 amino acids)
Biological process (GO): translational initiation
Cellular component (GO): cytoplasm; eukaryotic translation initiation factor 3 complex
Molecular function (GO): translation initiation factor activity
Source: RefSeq, a predicted model, not a curated record
AUGUCGUACGAAGAGCGCGCCAAUGCGCACCCUAACCUGGGCGACGAGUCCGAUGUUGAGGAGGAAGCACUCGUCAACGAUUACCGCGAGCAGGUCAACUUCGACGAUGGCAUGAGCGAACUGGACCGAACCACAUCCCUUGGAGCUGGAUCUCAGACGCAAGAUCUCCAGGCACAGCUCGCCGCUGCUGCGACCCCGCUUGAAUACCAGGCCACACUGGAGACCAAGUUUGCAAGCUAUGACAACUACUGCAGCCUUUUCCACUACAUCCUCAACUCGGAUGGCCCUGUUGAACUGGAGGUCCCUUCUUACUACUGGGCUUGGGAUGUGAUCGAUGAAUUUAUCUACCAGUUCGAAUCGUUCUGCCGUUACCGCAACCGUGUCGCUCGUAGCGGCUCUAACGAGGAAGAGGCCCAGCUUUUGCGUGAGAACCCAAAUACCUGGGGUUGCUACUCCGUGCUCAACGUUCUUUACUCCCUUAUCCAGAGAGGACCCCAUGCAUUCGCCGGGGAGUAUGGCUCUCGUCCCCUGUACAAGAUGCUCGGAUACUUCUCGAUCAUCGGACUUCUGCGUGUCCACUGCUUGCUGGGUGACUUCAGCCUUGCCCUCAAGACCCUUGACGACAUCGAAAUGAACAAGAAGGCUAUGUUCGCUCGUGUCAUGGCAGCUCACUUCACCACCUACUACUAUGUGGGUUUCUCCUACAUGAUGAUGCGCCGUUACGGUGAUGCCAUCCGCAUGUUCAGCCACAUCCUGGUCUACGUCUCCCGGACCAAGAACUUCCAAAAGGGUGGCAACAGCUACGACGCUAUUGCCAAGAAGAACGACCAGAUGUAUGCUCUCAUUGCUAUCUGUGUUGCCCUUCACCCCACCCGUCUCGACGACACCAUCCACUCCGCUCUCCGCGAGAAGUACGGCGAGCAGCUCCACCGUCUCCAGCACGGUGGCCCCGAGGCCCUCCCCCUGUUUGAGGAGCUCUUCCGUUCCGCUUGCCCCAAGUUCAUCAGCCCCACUCCCCCCGACUUCGACAACCCAUCUGUCAACGUCGACCCCGUCGAUCACCACACGGCUAUCUUCAUGGAUGAGGUCAAGAACACGCUGUACAACCCUACCAUCCGUUCUUACCUGAAGCUGUACACCACGAUGGACCUGCAGAAGCUGGCCGGCUUCCUGGAAGUCGAGCCCGAGAAGCUCCGCUCCUGGCUGUUGGUGAACAAGCAGCGCAGCCGUCAGGUCCGCUGGGUGGAGGGCGGUUUGCUGGAGGGUGAGCCCGUCGCCGCCAACGACCUGGACUACGCUCUGGAGAAUGACCUGAUCCACGUCAGCGAGACCAAGGCCGGCCGUCGCCUGGUGGACUGGUACCUCCGGAACCUCGCCCGCGUCUACUAA